Molecule: messenger RNA, 830 nt
Organism: Pisolithus orientalis
Lineage: Eukaryota; Fungi; Basidiomycota; Agaricomycetes; Boletales; Pisolithaceae
Product: 60S ribosomal protein L13a
Exons: 5
Coding region: 89-691 (200 amino acids)
Biological process (GO): negative regulation of translation; translation
Cellular component (GO): ribosome; cytosolic large ribosomal subunit
Molecular function (GO): structural constituent of ribosome; mRNA binding
Source: RefSeq, a predicted model, not a curated record
ACACAGUUCUUUGUCACGGUGGCUGUCAUGGCUCGGAUUCCCACACGGUUCCCCCACAGAGACGACUUCAAGAUCCCUCAAGACUGUCAUGGCCACAUUCUCUUCGACGCCCAUCGUGAUCGAUGGAAAGGGUCACCUUCUUGGUCGCUUGGCCUCCAUCAUUGCCAAACAGGUCCUUUCCGGACAGAAGAUUGUUGUUGUGAGGUGCGAAGAGAUCAAUAUCUCUGGCAGUUUCUUCCGCAACAAGUUGCGCUACCACAACUUCCUUCACAAGCGCCACAUUGUCAACCCCAAGAAGUCUGGUCCCUUCCAUCAUCGCGCUCCCUCCAAAAUCCUUUUCCGUGCUAUCCGAGGCAUGGUUCCCCACAAGACGGCCCGGGGUGCUGCAGCGCUUGAAAGGUUGAAAUUGUUUGAGGGUGUUCCUCCACCCUAUGACCGCAAGAAGCGGAUGGUAGUACCUGAGGCUCUACGGGUGUUGCGGCUGAAGCCUGGCAGGAAAUACUGUACCGUUAAGCGUUUGUCGCAUGAGGUUGGCUGGGGCUACAAGGACGUUGUUGACCGGCUCGAGGAGAAGAGGAAGAUCAAGGCACAAGCAUUCCAUGAACGCAAGAUUGCAGCCAUCAAGCUGCGCCAAAAGGCAGUUUCGGAUGCCUCGCCAUCCAUUGGGAAGCUUGCAGAGUAUGGGUACUAGGUAUUGGUGCCUGCUUUACGGGCGAUGUCCUCGAGUUGUAUGCUAUAAGAUGCUAUAAGACACCAUGCAUGUAACUAUGCGAUCUCUGCCCGCCCAGCGGUUUUAUUAUGACUUUCUGGAAUACAUCAUAGAGUGGGUG